Molecule: messenger RNA, 3302 nt
Organism: Photinus pyralis (common eastern firefly)
Lineage: Eukaryota; Metazoa; Arthropoda; Insecta; Coleoptera; Lampyridae
Gene: stum
Exons: 8
Coding region: 312-2813 (833 amino acids)
Biological process (GO): taxis; proprioception; sensory perception of mechanical stimulus
Cellular component (GO): sensory dendrite
Source: RefSeq, a predicted model, not a curated record
UACCUGCGCUCUGAUACGAAUGUAUUUAAACAGUUCCUAUCCACCCGACGCUAAACGUAAUUUUCUUCCUAUUUUUUUUUUAGAAAUGUCGCGUCUUAAUUAGCUUAGUUGAAUGGAAGUGUGCCCGCCGUUCAUUACGCUCCUUUAAUUAAAUAGCAGUGCAACAUGUGAUUAAAAUUUUGGCGAUGCAAUGUUUUGUUUUCGUUUCGGCGGUUUUGAUGGGUUGAUUUUCUGCGUUUCGGGCAGUAGACGAUGGUGAUGGUUCGGUCGAUGUGCUGAGUGUGUCGGGGUGCGGAUGAUGAAGCUCGAAGAUGUGGUCCUCGGAUGAAGACAGUCAGCUGCGCCAGCAGCAGCAGCAAACCCGUCGGGCCGGAAGGACCUUCGAGGCGGAACUGCAACUGAGGUACCUAUCGCCGGGUGCAUUUACGAUAUUGCCACCCGAUGUGCAGGGUGCGCCGCCGGAUUCUCCUCCGGCAAUCAAUAAUUAUAGGCUAACGCCCACAGCACGUCGCCAUCGAAAUGCGGCAUUUUCCAUCAUAGCCGAAUCGUGUAGCAAUCCAGGAUCGCGCAGCCCCUCUCCAACGGGAAGAGUCAGUCCUUUCCGUGGUCGCGGUUUUAAUCCAAUAGGUUCACGACAUGCGUCGCCAGCACCAUCUCCUCGGCACGAUGACAGCAGAGGGCCUUCCUUUCACCACCAGCAAAGGGAGGAGACGUCGUGCGGCAAACAACGGUCGAAAAUACCAACGCUGUCGCGCCGUGGAAGCAACGCGGACCUUUAUCUGGAGAAGCCGGUUGCUGGACUGCCGCCGAGAGCUCUCAGAUCUAGAACGAAUCUCACGCGAGAGUACAGCAAGAGCAUGACGAACGUCUCGCCGAAGCAGCUAAGCCAGAAGACCCUGCACGCUCCGAAUAAACACGCGAAACCCCCGGCCUUUCAGAAGUUGUCACCGAUCGUCGGCAGCUCGCCGGAGCGAACCCCAGAAUCCGGAAGGUUGAGACCUUCUCCGUCGAAGAUACCCCGAAGCAGAAGCCAGCCUCCCGCUUCUCGCGCCUCGGGAACGACCAGCGAAACCGGUUCCAAAUCCAGUUCGAGAAACGCGAGUAGAGACCAAAGUCCGCUCAAAAUUCCUAACAAGAACAAUUACAAAAAUGUCAAAGCGAAAGUGAAUAGUUUUAAUUCGAUUAAACCGAAAGUGCCUAUCAAACCACAAGUGCCUAUGCCAAAACUAGAACGAAAAAACAGCAAAGUUAGUGUUACGCAAUCGAGUAGUGCCUCAAACAGUCCCGCAAAGGGCCGGACGAAAGUUAGUGCAAAAAGUGAGCCCUCCCGAAUUGAGCUGGACGAUAUUGAAAACGACGCCGUAUCGUCCAAAGCGUCCAGCCCCCAGAAGGCGGCGGAUACGUUUACAGCAUCCUCGACCGUCGUGUCCAGCACGACCACAACUGCGACGAAACCUCUCAAAAUCGACCUGGGCGACAACGACAAGGACUAUCUUCCCGACGUGCGAGCCUUGAGCGCGACGAGCGUUUCGACCGCCCUCAAUCGCAUGAACGACACCGUCUUGGACACAAGGACCCUGAUGAAGGACACGAACAUGUCAUCCCGAAUUCCGCCGACCGUCGUGUCGGCCGAAAAUUCGCCGGCCACCGAGGCGACCCCCGCGUUGGGGAUGAACAACAACGUCGAGGAGGUGAACGCGAAGAGCGGCACGAACGGAAGAACGCACUCGCCGCGGCACAGCGUCGUGGGGCUAGACGUGCUGCCGAAAAGCGCGAACGAAAGGAUUCGGGAGGCGAGGACCGUCGUCGCAACCGACGUGCAACCCAUACGGAUUAUGGUCAAGGAGAAGCCCUCGAAUCCGGAGGUGCAGAGCGGAAACGUGAGGCUCGCUGUUAGCGCUACGAACGGGAUCAGCGAGCGGCCAGGAUUGCCGCCGCCGCAAUCGCCCCAGGAGGAAGCGGCGGCGACGACGAGCGAGCCUCCCAAAGGCAUCUGCGGGAGACUCUUCGGCCGCUGCGCGAGGCAGACGAAGACGAAGCAGAAGAAGCGCAAAUGGUGGUUCGGAAAGAAGGAGGACGAUCAGGUGGCGGAGAAGACGAAGUGGUGGCAAAAGUUGACGUGCUGCAAGAGGAAAAAGGUCGGCGACGUCGAGCAAGGUGCCAACGGGGGUGCGAAACGGAAGGACAGCUGGACGGAGAGAAGGGACAGUUACAUCGGCGAACCACCAAUGUUGAGUUCAAAAGACAAAUGCAAGAAUUUUUUGCGAACGAUCUGCUGCCUAAAUAUAUGCGCGAAAAGGCGGAGAAAGGCGGAGGAAGAGGCGAUCAGACGACGAGAGUCGCUGAUGAGCAAGAAGAAGAGCCUCACACCUUUGGCAACAGUUGUAGAGGAACCACAAACUUCAAAAUUGGACGCCGGUUUGGUGGACCACACGUCAGUCAUGAAGGCCGCGAUUCCAGUGCUUCCCGUACCUUUAGCUUGGUUAUGUUUAAUCCUGAACAUUUUUAUUCCCGGUUUCGGAACCAUCCUCAGCGGAUUUCUGUGCUUGUGUAUAGGAAAACCGAGAUUCUCGCAGAAAGACGGACCGAAACCCAGAAUAGGCGCUUGCAUUAUAGACUUUUUCAUAGGAUGCGGACAGCUGUUUACAGUAUUAUUCUGCCUGGUCGGUUGGGGAUGGUCCAUCUGGUGGGGAAUUAUAAUGCUUAAAUUGGCGAAAAAAUAUCGCAAGAUCAGACGGGCGGAGAAGGCGAUGGAGGAGGACGCUCAAAACGCGGCGACCCUCAAUCACCUGGACGUCGAGAGGGGAGUGUAAUACGAACAAUUUGUCUUUUUCUAAAAGGUGUACCCAUUUACUAUUGUGGAGGUUUCGGAUCUACGAAGCUAUCUCAGUGUUCAAGCGGAAUACUGUUAGUGUAAGGAGGAUAGUUUUUCAUAUGACAAUAGAUUUGUACAGUAGGUAAUAAACUUUUUAUACAAUUGUUAAGUAAAUAUAGCAAAAUAUUUUUGCUGCCCGUUGUUAAAGAAUUUUGUAACAAAAACUGGAAGCUUCUUUCGAUAUUGCAUGCUUCCGAAAGGUUGUAGCUGAUAAACCACUUCUUCCAGUGCAGAUUUUGGAUGGGAUGCGUGUGCGACCAAGUUACAUCGAUCAUUUCAUACAUAUCAGACCUGCAAAUGGAAGUACCUAGCUUAAAAUUAUAUGAAAUAAGAAAAUACUUGUAAAGCAAUUUGUACAUAAUCUAUCUAAAGGAGUGUAUUUUAUUGUACCUAAACUUAUGUUAAAGUAAACUACAAAGUGGAUCAA